This is a messenger RNA of Lineus longissimus, 1458 nucleotides long. RefSeq lists its product as uncharacterized. Bases 1 to 1458 code for a protein of 485 amino acids. The transcript has a single exon. NCBI's taxonomy places the organism in Eukaryota, Metazoa, Nemertea, Pilidiophora, Heteronemertea, Lineidae. The record is from RefSeq and is a predicted model, not a curated record.
AUGUUCCACGCCUUCAGAGUCCACUCUAAGGAUCGAGACUACCUCAGGUUUUUGUGGUGGGAAGAUGGUGAUCUCACCAAGGAACCCAUAGAUCAUAGGAUGAAAGUGCAUCUGUUCGGCGCCGUGUCUUCCCCAGGUUGCGCCAACUUUGGACUGAAACAACUGGCCAAAGACCACGAAGACAUUGGAAAAGAGGCAGCAGAUUUUCUACAGAAGGACUUCUACGUCGACGAUGGCAUCAAAAGCGUUGAAACAGUCAACGAAGGUGUCGAUUUAAUUAUGAAAGCCAGAGAAAUCUGCGCCAAAGGAAACCUCAGGCUACACAAAAUAGUGUCAAACAGCCGAGAAGUUAUGGAAAGGAUACCAGAAACGGAACGUGCUAAGUCCGUUAAAAACUUAGAUCUUGACCUUGACCUUGAAGACUCACCAAUAGAGCGAGCACUUGGUAUUCAGUGGUGCUUAGAGUCGGACUCAUUCUGUUUCCGCCUUACACUGAAAGAUCAACCCCUUACAAGAAGAGGCAUCUUGUCAACUGUAGCGUCAAUCUACGACCCAUUGGGUUUCGUUGCACCAUUCGUUCUUCUUGGAAAGAAACUUCUCCAGCAAAUGUGCGGCAAGGCCAUGAACUGGGAUGACCCCCUCCCUGACGAACUCCGACCUUUGUGGGAGCAGUGGAGACUUGAACUAGGAAAGCUCUCAGCUAUCAAGAUAUCCAGAUGCUAUAAACCACAGAACUUUGGAGAAACAAAGACAGCGGAACUACACCACUUUUCCGAUGCCUCCCUAAGCGGCUAUGGACAAUGUUCAUAUCUCCGCCUGGUUGAUGACAAGAAACAAGUGCAUUGUUCACUUGUCAUGGGGAAAUCGAGAGUUGCUCCACUGAAGCCGGUAACCAUACCAAGAUUGGAACUUCAAGCGGCAGUUGUUUCAACCAAAAUAAGCGACCUCCUCAAUCGGGAGCUGGACAUAGCAAACAUAACGAACAUAUACUGGACAGAUUCAAAGGUAGUCCUUGGCUACAUAAACAAUGAGGCACGCAGAUUCCACAUCUUCGUCGCCAAUCGCGUCCAGAGGAUACGGGACUCCACCGAAGUCAAUCAAUGGAGAUAUGUUAGCACUCAUGAAAAUCCAGCGGACUUGGCCUCAAGGGGUUGCAGUGCCGAGGAGAUUGAAUCUUCCGACUGGUUGGUCGGACCUGCUUUCCUUCGGAAAGAUGAAAUUCCAAUUGACAAGGCGACUACACCACAGCUGCUCAGUGAUGACCCUGAUGUGAAAAAGAUCCAUGCAGUCAACACAGUUAGAUCAUUUGAAACAAGAACCUUGUUGCACAGAAUUGGCAAAUUCUCAACCUGGUCUUCUGCUGUAUCUGCUGUGGCCGUACUCCUUCGAUGCUGUUUGAGAAAAAAAGGCACGAACCAUCCUCCCCACAAGAGCUCCGUGAAAGGGCUGAAAGGUUGA